This is a messenger RNA of Dermatophagoides pteronyssinus (European house dust mite), 486 nucleotides long. RefSeq names its product tRNA (guanine(26)-N(2))-dimethyltransferase-like. NCBI's taxonomy places the organism in Eukaryota, Metazoa, Arthropoda, Arachnida, Sarcoptiformes, Pyroglyphidae. The record is from RefSeq and is a predicted model, not a curated record.
AUGCGCAACCGCGCGCUGAACGGCGUGCCUGCGGCGCUGCUGCACGUGACGCGGAAGGACGCGAACCAGCUGCUGUACGAGUCGCUGUACAGCGGCGCGCCGCGGUUCAACGUGAUUGACGUGGACCCGUACGGCUCGAUCGCGCCGUUCUCGGCGAGCGCGGUGCAGGCGGUCGCGGACGGCGGGUUGCUGUGUUUCACGAGCACAGACAUGCCGGUGCUCGGCGGGAACGACCCGGCGGUCGCGUUCGCGCGCUACGGCGGCUGCACGCUGAAGGCGCCGUUUCUGCACGAGAUGAGUUUGCGCGUGCUGCUGUUCCACGUGUGUUCGCUAGCGGCGCAGCACCGGCGGCACGUGGAGCCGCUGCUCUCGCUGUCGGUGGACUUCUACGUGCGGCUGUUCGUGCGCCGGCAGAAGAUCCAGUGCCUGCUAAACGCGCUCGAGCAGGAGCUGCCCGACGUGCCGUUUUUCUACUCGCUGGACCAC